GAGGGAGGGAGAGAGAGAGGAGAGGGUGUCCCGUCUGCACGGAGCACAGACAGACAGCAGGGAACAGCUGCAGCAUUAGGUUAGCGUAGGAUUUCACUGCAUUGCGAUUUCAAAUAUCAAUCAUUUCAUCCCCAAAACUCAAGUAGAGCAGCUCGACUAAGCAACCAAACAUCAUUUAAACAUGGUUGAUCGCGAGCAGCUGGUGCAGAAAGCCAGGCUGGCUGAACAGGCUGAGAGAUAUGAUGAUAUGGCAGCUGCAAUGAAAUCGGUGACAGAGCUGAACGAGGCCCUGUCCAACGAGGAGAGGAACCUCUUGUCUGUGGCCUACAAGAAUGUGGUCGGGGCGCGUCGCUCCUCCUGGAGGGUGAUCUCCAGCAUCGAGCAGAAGACCUCGGCCGACGGCAAUGAGAAGAAGAUUGAGAUGGUGAGGGCCUACAGGGAGAAGAUCGAGAAAGAGCUGGAGGCCGUGUGCCAAGACGUGCUCAACCUUCUGGGCAACUUCCUGAUCAAGAACUGCAACGAGACUCAGCAUGAGAGCAAGGUGUUCUACCUGAAGAUGAAGGGCGACUACUACCGGUACCUGGCCGAGGUGGCCACGGGAGAGAAGAGGGCCACCGUGGUCGAGUCGUCGGAGAAGGCCUACAACGAGGCUCAUGAGAUCAGCAAGGAGCACAUGCAGCCCACCCACCCCAUCCGCCUGGGCUUAGCUCUCAACUACUCAGUGUUUUACUACGAGAUCCAGAACGCCCCCGAGCAGGCCUGCCACCUGGCCAAGACCGCCUUCGAUGACGCCAUCGCCGAGCUGGACACCCUCAACGAGGACUCCUACAAAGACUCCACUCUCAUCAUGCAGCUGCUCCGAGACAACUUGACACUGUGGACAAGUGACCAGCAGGAUGACGAGGGCGGUGAGGGCAACAAUUAAAGAGAAACCACACUUCGACAAAAAAUAUAUAUGAAGGGCCGGUGGACUUUGGCAGCCGCUUUUGCCGAUGAUACUACCGCAGCAGCAGUUCUUUAUUUUUCCAUGUGUUAAAAGAAAAGAAUCAAAAGAGAGGUGAGAGUGUAGGUUAAAUCUUAGUUUAAAUAUAUAUAGAAAUAUAUAUACAGUUGAAAGGGGCCUCCUUCUUCUUGGUUUUCUCUUUGACAUUUGCCAAAACCACUGAUAUGUCAGUCAAUCAGCCUGAAGUGGUUGUUGUUGGAUUGAAAUGGCAGCCUCACACUGGCAUAAGAACUGAUCUUGUUCUGUCGAGACAAGCUGCUUAGGUUUUUGCGUGAUAGAGAUGAGUCACUUGAGAGAGAAAAUGCUUGAAUGGGAAUGUCUCACAAAACUAGUUUGCAAUGGUUCCAGUAGUAAGUCUAAUUUCAGAAAGGGCCCUAAAAGCUAUUGAUAUAUAAUAUAUAUAUUUUGGAGGUGAAGAUUACAAAAGGCAGAGACUUAACAAUAUAAAAAAAUGAAGGAAAAAUACAAUUAAAAGCAGCUUCAGAGUUUGUGGUUUACUUCUGUGUUUGUUUUAUUAAAUGCACUUGCCUACUAUACUGUUUCUUCAGUGUAACAUGAUGACGACAAUAAUAUCGAUUAUUCAAUAUUGUGCAUGCUGGUGAUGUAUUUAUAUACAGUAGCUUGACUUUAUUAACUUAUACUGUGGGUGUUAAGUAUUCAUAUGAUUAAGAAAAACAGGCUUUGUCUGAUGUUGAUUUUUAAUUUAUAUCGUUUUGUUAUGGUUUUUUUAUUUGCUAUACCAAAAUGGUGAUCGUAAAAAUGUACCUGUAAUGGGCGUUGCUAUAGUGACAUGCAAUAUGUGUAUUUAAUUUGUUACUGAAAGAAAAAAAAUAGGAAGAUCAAAUCUCACCAGUGAUCACUUAAUCUUACCAACUGGUGUUUGUCACAUUGAAGUAUGAUUAUGAUAUAUUUUGUUCUUUGAACAGUAAUUAAGUAAUUUUUUCUGUCAUGCUAUCCAGUUUUAUGAUGUUGAAGUAUUCAGGCCCAAUGUUUCUGUUUUGAAUUCUCAAACAUGGACCAUAUUUGAGUUCAGCCAGUUUAGGUUUUUGUUUGUCAGUUUGUUUUUAUACCUUUUAGCUGUUCCUGAGUGACACAAUAUCUUGAAUGUGAGUCAUUAUGUAGCAGUUGCACAAGAACCGAAAUAAUAGCUAUGAUAAUAAAAAAUAAUAUGACUAAAUUAUACCUGCACCAUAUCCGUGGUGGUCUAGUGUAUUGUUGUAUUGUCACCCAUGAGAAAACAUCUGUUUCUUAGAGGAGAAUGUUUUAACUAUUUAUUUUGUUCCCUGAGUACAGUAUGUGCUUUCUUUUUGUGCCUGUUUCAUUAUUUAAUAUGCCUCAUUAGCAAGUUCAGGAAAAGAAAAAAAAAUAUUUAUGCCAGUAAGUUCCUGCAAGCAUGUCUGCAAGAUGUAGUAUUUUUCUCACUAAUACAUGUGUCUGACGGUACUGCUCUGUGUACAGCACAUAGAUAUAUGAAUAUUAAAACACAAAUGCACUAAAACAGUCACAGGGAAAGCAUAGGCAAUUCGAUAGAAUUGGUUGUUGAUUAGCAAAUGUUAUAAUUAAUGUAUGAAGAAGCUGCUCAAGAGCUGAACAGAUUUAUCUUCAUAAUGCUGCUACUUCUAUAGAUUAUUACAUUAAUAUAUUCAUACAGAUGGCAGUUGUUGGGACUUUAUUUUUGCGAAUAGAUAGCAGUUUUAUCAGAUUUAUAUUUUUAAUCUGAGGUGUGUUGUCUUAAGAGAGAAACCAAAAGCCUUAAGGUCCGUCACACAACCUCGUUCAUGUAUGCCAAUUAUGUCACUAUCAUGAGUCAGCCUCCAUGAGCUCAAACUGUAUGUCACAGCUGCUUAGAUUUAUUUUUAACAUAGUAUAAAGUUGAUGUUCUCCAAGGCUCCCCACACAGAUAGCAUGAAAACCUGAUGCAACACACAGCCUAUGAUUAUUGUAAUGGAGUCAAUUCAUUCAUUAAUAUGUUUAACAUUAAUCUUUCUCAUUUCUUUGUUAGAAUAUUUUUUGAAACUAUCACCCAUUGCCAAGAAUACAUGCAUUGUGUUCCUUUUGAAUUAGUUUGUUUUCUUUCCCCUGUGGUUUGCGUUUUAUUUUAAAGUUGUUAUUAUUUUUAAUGUUGGUUCCUUUUCUUUCUGCUGUGACAUGAAAGCAUACAAAGGAAUGAGAAGAAAAUAAUUCAAAUUGAAUCACAAAUUUGAUUUUAGAGUAUCCGGUCUGCUGAAUACUAGCGAGGGGGGUUUAGGGAUACAAACUGUAUGCUCUGAAGAAUGUUUGGUUGCCAUCUGUUGCCCAUUAAAGUUAUUUGUUUAUCGGUAA
Molecule: messenger RNA, 3325 nt
Organism: Gymnodraco acuticeps
Lineage: Eukaryota; Metazoa; Chordata; Actinopteri; Perciformes; Bathydraconidae
Gene: ywhag2
Product: 3-monooxygenase/tryptophan 5-monooxygenase activation protein, gamma polypeptide 2
Exons: 2
Coding region: 182-925 (247 amino acids)
Biological process (GO): signal transduction
Cellular component (GO): cytoplasm
Molecular function (GO): protein kinase C binding
Source: RefSeq, a predicted model, not a curated record